This is a messenger RNA of Ruditapes philippinarum (Manila clam), 3189 nucleotides long. RefSeq lists its product as uncharacterized. Gene Ontology annotation, biological process: regulation of apoptotic process. The transcript is spliced from 4 exons. Bases 305 to 2113 code for a protein of 602 amino acids. The record is from RefSeq and is a predicted model, not a curated record. NCBI's taxonomy places the organism in Eukaryota, Metazoa, Mollusca, Bivalvia, Venerida, Veneridae.
UUUAAUGAACAUGAAAACGUAAGAAGAUACCAAAUGUGACAGGUCCUGAAAAUCUUUCUUUUUUAAGGGGAAACUUUCGAAAGUUACACUGUGAUUCAGAAAUCGUAUUUUAAGCAUGAUAUCAGAAUAGAGGGAUUUAGAGUAUAAAAGUGGAUAAUAAAAAAAAAAUACCAAGUAAGAUUGUGAAACUGUCAAAUUGGUGGAAGAAAAAAAAACUUCUGAAAAUUGCUGAAAAUUAAGUAAAGGCAAAGGAUUACUGAAAAUAAAGUAAAGACAAAGGAUUACUGAAAAUAAAUAACCAAUCAUGGAUAAGAGACAGAAGUCAACACUUCGUAGUCAGCAUAUCAAAAUAGCUGAUGAACUUAUCCUAGACGAAGACUUCUACGCUGCCCUCCGCAGAGAUAAAAUAUUCACCAAUGGCAUGCUAGAUUUAAUCAAGGCUGAGGUAAAGCCUAGGGACCGAGUGUAUAAAAUGCUUGAACUGCUGGAAAAAAGGGGACCAAAAGCUUUUGAAAACUUUGUGUGGAUUCUGAAAGAAAAUUACGAAUGGCUGGCUAAAGAACUCGAAGACCAGUAUGCUAGACGGCUUCAGUCUUAUCAGCAAGAAAGAGAAUUGCAAGAGCAAAGACAUGCUAGAUAUGAAACCAAUCCAAAAUACUUUGAUCAAGAUGAAGAAAGGUUCUACAAUCAAGAAAAUAGAGCUGUAUCAACACCUCCACAUAGAAGAAAGGCAAGGCAAGUAAUACCAAUGCAGGAUUCAAUGUCUGCUGGGUAUAAUACAAAGGAUUGCCAACAAUUCUUUCCUAAGCCAGGCUAUACUGUAGAAACUAUGCCACAACAGUAUCCAAUUAAACGUAAUGAAUCUUAUCCAGAUAUGGGUUUGGAUGAUACAGAUACUGGUGCUGUAGGUGUUACAAUGCAACUAUGUGAUGAAACUGAUUCAAGACCACAGAAGAAGCAGUAUAAAGAUGCUUGUAUGAGCCCCAUAGGGAUAAUAGAAUCUCAAAGAAGUAUAACGAAUGAUUGUGAAUCAAAGGCACUAAAAUGUGAUGAGGAUGAAGCACAAAGUGUAACUGAAUCAUGCGAUCAAGGUUUUGAUGAAAUCCAAAGUCAAACAGCCACUCUGUCCACAUCAAAUAAUGAUGAUGUAGAAAGUACAGUCACAAGAACAACAGCGGUGAAUAGUGUUGGAGUAAGUGACAAUGUAGAUGGCCCAGAGGAUGUGAAUGUUGCUGUUGAUGAUAUUGAUGAAGAUUUUCCAUCUAGCGAGGCUUAUUAUGACUGUAUUCGUAGGGGCAGCUCUAGAUUCUCACACUUUGGAGAUGCUUUUCAUGCGGAGUUAGAUAUCAAAGAUGAUGAAAAUGACAUAUCUUAUGAACAAAGUGAGGCUUUUCAAAUACAAAUGGAUGCAAUGCGGAAAAUGUAUAAGAAGAUUGUUGAAGUAAAUUUUGGAAAUGAGGACGAUGAAGACACUGAUGAUGAUAAUGACAUUACUUGGGAUAUGCUUGAAUGUGAAACUGACAGGCUAAUUGAUAGGUUGGAAAAUUCUGAUGACAUGAAAAUGAUCAGAAAAUGUCACAGCCUUUUUCAGGAGAAGGAAAGAAGACAACCACUUAACACAUGUAUUGAGAAUUUACAAGCAGACAAAAAAGAACUCGAGAGCAAGCUCAAAGAUAAACAAAAGGAGAUUGAUCAGAUGGUUUUUGAUUUAUGGAAGCAUCAACAAGAUAUGAGUAACCUGAAGAAGCUACAGAAGAGGCUUAGUGAACAGGACAUAGAGCUGAAAAACUAUAAAACAUCAUUAGAGAACUUAGAAAAAGAUGCUGAAAUAAAACUUAGGCAAAUAUCAGAAAAAGAUCUUAAGAUUGAAACAUUGGAAGUCAGACUUAGAGAACUGCAAGGGGAUCAGCACAGGAGGCCUGGCAUGCAGAGGCGAGUGACAACCACACAGAGGAGGACAUCCAAUGCACAGGGGCAGUCUCCAAGAAGAGCACAGCCCAAUAACCUUGGAGAGCCAAGAAUUUCUCUCAUGCAGAGUGGCUAUGGUAACAGUUCCCAAACACCAAGAAAUGUGUCUGCUGCAAUGAGAAGAGCACCUAAUAAUAGGAGAUAGUUUUUCAUAAUAGCAGUGAAAUUUAGAUGCCAUUUUAUAGUGUUUAAGUACAGAAGAUAAAUUUGGCAUCAAACUCAGUUGAGGUGCAGAAGUUACAUCGUUUUGACGUGCAGAAGUUGCAUCUUGAGUACUUGAGUUCAGCAGAAAGAGUUUAAAAUUCUACCAUGUUUAAACAUUCAACUAGUACAAGGGAUAAUUUUAAAGAAGUAGAAUACAUAGAAAUAUUCAUAGAUGUUCUUUAAAAGGUUAGACUGCUAGGAAAUAAGUAUUCAUAAAUGAAAUGGUGAUAUCCCUCCCAUGAUGUGGAAAUUCUAUGCCUGACUCCCAACUUUUUGCCAGUGGACAAGUAGAUUUGCCCAAGUGAAUUUAUGAGCAAUAAAUAAUAAAAGAUCUGUAUUUUUAUCCCUUAACAGUUGGGAACAUUAAAAUUUUACAUUUUGCAAUGAAAUCCAUGAUAACUUUGCCCUAAUACACUCAAUUUAACAUUAUGCUAUAGAUAAGGUGAAAUUUUGGUGGUAAGUGGAUGACACUAUUGCUGAUAUACAACAAAACAUUAAAUCAUAAUCAUUAAAAUUAUUUAUAGUAUACCAAUUAUUCAGAAAAUAGUUUGCUAUUUAAAGAUUUGAAAUAAAUAUAUAUUUUUAAUACCUUAAACUUUGCAAAUAUAGAUAGAAUAAAUACUAGUAGCAUAAUACAUGUAUAGGAUUUAGUAUGGACUAUGGAAUAAUGUAAAUGGUGGAAGCUGAAGACUGUUGGGCUCAGAUUAGAUUUUCAAAAAUACCAAUGCCACAUAUCAGAAUUGCAAUUUCUAAUAAAGCAUGCUAAUCAAAGUUGGUUUGAUUUUUUUUAACCUUCAAUUACUAACACAAUUAAAAAAAUAAUUAUCAGGCAAGUGUUAGGGGGCAGUUGCCAUGGCUGUUGCAUGAUAAAAUUGCUUGUUAAAACAUUGUGUUCCAUUCUUGAAAGAUUUAUUAAUGCCUUUCUGAUAUUUUCUCAUAUUGCAUUGUUUUUGUUCUUUGUUUUUUAAAUCCUAUUUUGUUGUUACAUUUUAUUGACUUUGUUGCUAAAUAAAUCAU